Elephantulus edwardii (Cape elephant shrew) is the source of this 1230-nucleotide messenger RNA. It is a transcript of the gene CSTPP1, whose product is annotated as chromosome unknown open reading frame, human C11orf49. The record is from RefSeq and is a predicted model, not a curated record. The transcript has 9 exons. NCBI's taxonomy places the organism in Eukaryota, Metazoa, Chordata, Mammalia, Macroscelidea, Macroscelididae. The coding region runs from base 117 to 1103 and encodes 328 amino acids.
CUGCUCCACCUCCCACCUCUCCUCUCGCUGCGUGGUUGCCAUGACAACGGAGAGAGCCUGCAACCCAGGUUCCGGAAGCCGGGAAGCUAGAGCUUUGAAGCUAUCCGGGCCAAAGGAUGCUGAGUCCAGAGCGCCUAGCCUUACCGGACUACGAGUAUCUGGCUCAGCGACAUGUCCUCACAUAUAUGGAGGAUGCCGUGUGCCAACUACUGGAGAACAAGGAAGAUGUUAGCCAAUAUGGCAUUGCCAGGUUCUUCACGGAAUACUUUAACAGUGUAUGUCAGGGAACUCAUAUUCUCUUUCGGGAGUUCAGCUUCAUCCAAGCUACCCCCCACAACAGAGCAUCCUUCUUACGGGCCUUCUGGAAAUGCUUCCGAACGGUGGGCAAAAAUGGAGAUUUGCUGACCAUGAAAGAAUAUCACUGUUUGCUGCAGUUGCUGUGCCCGGACUUCCCGCUGGAGCUCACACAGAAAGCAGCCAGGAUCGUGCUCAUGGACGACGCCAUGGACUGUCUCAUGUCCUUUUCUGACUUCCUGUUUGCCUUUCAGAUUCAAUUUUACUACUCAGAAUUCUUGGAGAAUGUGGCCACCAUCUACCAGGACCUGCUAGCGGGCAAGAACCCCAAUACAGUGAUUGUCCCAACAUCAUCCAGCGGACAGCACCGCCAGCGGCCUGGCCUGGGUGAGGCUAGCAUGCUGGAGGGAGUGGAGGCGUCCCUGUUCUGCCAGUGCCUGGAGAGCCUGUGUGACCGGCACAAGUACAGCUGCCCACCUCCAGCACUUGUCAAAGAAGUCCUAAGCAACGUCCAGAGACUGACCUUCUAUGGAUUCCUUGUGGCUCUCUCAAAGCAUCAUGGGAUCAACCAAGCCCUAGGAGCUCUGCCUGACAAAGGGGACCUGAUGCAUGACCCAGCCAUGGAUGAGGAACUGGAACGUCUGGUGGUGAGGUCGAGGCUGCACAGGACCUCGCGGCAGCACAGGGCUGCUGAGCCAGGGGCCUUUGGCUUUCAGAGAAGAGACAGAGACAGACCAGAGGCCCUGGAGACAGUGCCCUCAGCUUCUGCACCAUCACCCUACCCCUGUCGGUGGGAGGCCAGAGAGUGAGCCAAGGGCCUGCUCACAAGGGGGCAGGGUCCAGAGAGGACAGUACUUCAGCUCAGACCAACAGAAGCCCGGGGCCCUGUGGGGCUUUAUUUUGACACCAUUUUUUGCAAUACAAACAGUCCAGAAA